AUGCACCAGACUGAGAAUGUCAGUGCUGAUUUAAUAGCGAUCCCUGAAGCGUCAAUGGACUCAAUGAAUGACAAAGACCGCUGUUGGUCACGGAUGUUUAAAGUCGUCAUCGUGUUAUUGAUGUUAUCUCUCCUCGUUGCAGGUAUUACCAUCUCGGUAAUAUAUUUAACACGAAUAUCAAAUAGUACGUGCACAUCAACUGGCACAGGUUUUCUUCCGAAUGAUACAACAAGAUCGCCUCUACUAAACAAUAUUUCGGACGAAACUACACGCAUCACGAGUACUUUGUUCACAACGGAAAAUCCGUGUCAAAUCACUAAUCCAUGCCAGAAUGGUGGUUCCUGUCAUCCCAGAGGUAUGAACGAAACGGUUUGCUCUUGUCCGGACUAUUAUUACGGACUGCGAUGCGAACAAACCAAUGUCACCACGGAUAAACUAAUUAUUAGUCGAGUGCUUAGUCGUAAUAUAUGGCCGAAUGCGCUGGCAGUAAUUGAUGUUACAGGCUCAAUGAUUGGCUGUGCAACUACUAUAGUUCAAUGGAUGAAACCGUUACAUCGAUCAACAACGAUCAACAUGUAUGUUUUCUUCAAUGAUGGCGACAAUAAAAAUGAUACUUCUAAAGUUAUAAAUGCAACUGGUGGUAUCUAUGCCGUAAAUGCAACGAAUAUAUCCGAAGUUCUACACAUGAUGAACUAUGCCGCAAGUAAGGGUAAUGGUGGCGAUGACCCUGAGAAUGAUAUUGAAGCGCUCCUUUAUGGUAUAAAUCGAUGUCCUUUAUGUAAAAACAUCAUUCAUAUUGCCGAUAAUGCAGCCACACCUCGAGAUUUAGUACUACUUCCAUCUUUAAAAAACAAACGUAUCAAAGUGAUUCCAUGUCAAGUUUCAAGCAAUAUUAAUCCUGCUCUGAUAGAUAUUGCUCGACGAACGAAUGGAUCACUCCAUACACUCGAACAGGAUAUUUAUGAUUUUCCAAUGAAUACAUCAGGAUGA
Molecule: messenger RNA, 990 nt
Organism: Adineta ricciae
Lineage: Eukaryota; Metazoa; Rotifera; Eurotatoria; Adinetida; Adinetidae
Source: the annotation of a GenBank genome assembly